GGGGUGGAGGCAUAGAGCACUGACGGAAUGUUGAUUUAAAAGAAAGUUUUGAAAAUUAAAUCUCGACGAACAUGGACGUUUCGAGAAGCAAGGAAUCACCCUUGUCGCAUAAGACAAUCCACGGCCUCAACUGUGUUGCUCUGCGGCAAGACCUCGCCACUGAACUGACCUUCGAAACUAGGGUCAACAUCUCGAUAAAAGAGGAACUAGAAGUGAUUUCAACUGAAGGUCAGCAAUCGGAGACAACACUAUUACGGACCUACUGUGUAUAUGCGACGUCUCAACUGAAAUGUGUUCAAUGAAAUAUCUUCUCCUUCUAUCCGUGGCUGUGUUUGCUAUAGCGAAAGCAGGUUUGGAUACAAUAAAAUAGGACAGUAAUUAUUUUUUAAACAAACUGUUCGCAGAUUUUAAAAAAAAAAUGGAUUCAAUUUUUGUUUGUAGAAAUGCAGUUACAAACUUAAAGCUUUAAAACCAUUAGAUCUAUGUCAUUUUACUAUUUAAAAAAAAAAAAAUUCUUAUAAUAAAUGAUUUAAAUUUGUCGAUUUUUAAAGAAAGAAAAAAAGUUAUAAAAUGAAUUAAUUCUGUUCUAAGAAUUUCAUUAAUGUAAUUAAAAGUAUUCAUGAUCAAACUGUGACUUUCAUAAUAUACUUUUAUUAGUUUAUAAAUGAUUAAUUUCUGAACUGUAUACGAAAUCAGUUUAAUCAAGCUAAACAAUUUUUUGAGGGACAACAAUCCAAACGUUACUUUUAAACCCCUCAGAAUGUUAUGUUCAGACACUGGUCAGCUUUGGUUUAAUUAUUUUAUAUUGUGUAUAAACUAAAUGCAUGCCGGGGGGGGGUGGGGGUGGGAGGGUGGUGUGUGUGUGUGUUAAUGCCUCUAAAUUGGAAAGCAUUACUCUAAACUGCGUGCACUUACGAGCAGGUACGGUCUUAAAGACCAACACACAACAUUUUAGAGCGAAGACGAUCAGCCAGGCCUUCAAUUGUAAUUUAAUAACAACGUUUACUUUUUAAACAUCACAGUGCAAUAAAAGUAUUCAUUUUGAGCAACACAAACAGAUUUCAACGAGAAGCCGUUUGUAAUGAUUACUUAAAAUGGAAAUAAAUAACAAAUAAAAGUAUUCAUUUUGAGCAACACAAACAGCUUUCAAUGAGAAGCCGUUUGUAAUGUUUUGCUUAAAAUAAUUUGGCUAAAGGCGCAAAUAUUGUGAAAAUGAUACACACACAUAUAAUUUAACGUGUAAACGGCCUUAUAAAAUGGAAGUUAUUAAACAAACAUUUUCUCAUAUCCAAAAAACAAAACACGAACCCAUCGUCCACUGUCCUUAAAAGAUAAAAAUUAAUUUCAUAUUUUCUCUAAAUAUUUAAACUCAAUAUCCUCAGAUUUGCUGAUGGAAGUCAAACCCCCGGAAAUUAACGUUGGGCUUACCAAAACACUUUCCAUCAACUGUUCUUUUAUUCGAACUGAUAUUUCAAACAUGGUGUCACUCUUUUCUCUGGUCAUCAUGCGGUCCAACUCUACCGACAACAUGCGUUUUUAUUUCCUGGCCUCAGUGGACCUCUCUGACGGUCUCAAUACCAUUUCUGGAGAUGUCUCGGGACUUAUAGACAACAGACACGAAUCGUACAUAACGCUGACCUGGAAAAAUCCUAGAUCAAACUUGGCAGGGACGUACAGCUGUGAAGCUAAUGGCCAAAAUCUACACGGUCAGGCAGUCUCAAUAUCAAAGCUGGCGGAUGUCAAAGCAAUAAAACCGGAUGUAGAAAACUUGUUAGAUCUUCUCGAGCAGCAGUCUUCAAUUCUCGAACAUCAAUCCUCUUUACUUGCGCUUCAAUCAUCCACAUUUGAGCGCCAAUCUUCUAAAAUAGAUCUUCAAUCCACACAGCUUUCAAAGCUGCAAGACGAAUUUGCAAAAUUAAGCGCUUCUGUCAAUGAAAAGUGCAGUUGUUGUGAGAGAUUUAACAACUCUCUAAAAUCUUUCUAUCACAUUUCCGACGCACAUAAUGGCAGUCGUUAUUAUCUAUCUCCCGCGUCAUCGAUAAUCGUGAUGAAAGAAGCUGAGAGACAAUGUGAAUUACUGGGCGGGUAUCUUACAGAGGUGGAGAGUGAAGAUGAGUAUCUGUUCAUCAAGAACUUCGUGAAGACCUUUCAAGGGUAUGACGAUAUUUAUUUAGGGGGAAACGAUGAAAAUUCUGAGAACACCUGGGUCAACACUUACAGCAAAACACCCGUGAAGUACAUCAAGUGGGGUCAACAUCAGCCGGAUCAGGGGAGAUCAUCAAAUUGUCUUUCCUUAUGGAAGUAUAAUGACUGGACAAUGGCAGACGUUAAAUGCUACCAAGGAGUAGCUGAAAUGAAAGUAGGGUAUCUCUGUGAAGUUCCCGAAUGAUAAUAAUAUUCUAAGCUGUCAUAAUGUCACAUAAUUGUUCCCUUAAAAAUAAUAAAAUUUUAAGAUUUGUGA
This is a messenger RNA of Lymnaea stagnalis (great pond snail), 2461 nucleotides long. The record is from the annotation of a GenBank genome assembly. Lineage: Eukaryota; Metazoa; Mollusca; Gastropoda; Lymnaeidae.